AUGGGCAGGGAUUGUUCUGCCUGCAAACAACAGGAAUUCUGCAGAUGCUGGAAAUUCAAGCAACAUACAUCAAAGUUUCUGGUGAACACAGCAGACCAAGCAGCAUCUAUAGGAAGAGGCGCAGUCGACGUUUCAGGCCGAGACCCUUCGUCAGGACUAACUGAAGGAAGAACUAAGACUGGUAUCACACGUCUUUUUGAUGAAGAAUCUGAGAAUGCCUAUGAUGUCCGACUAAGGCUUUCAAAAGAUGUUAUAACAAUUCAAAAGCAAGAUGUUGUUUGUGUCAAUGGAAGUGAUUCUGAUUCAAAUCACAGAACUGUUACACUUCGCAGACAGCCUGUUGGUGGAAUGGGUCUAAGCAUUAAGGGAGGUGCAGAGCAUGGUGUUCCAGUUGUCAUAUCAAAAAUCUUCAAAGAUCAAGCAGCUGACCAGACUGGGAUGUUGUUCGUUGGAGAUGCAGUGCUGCAAGUUAAUGGCAUUAACGUUGAAAAUGCUACACAUGAGGAAGUGGUGCAUCUACUGCGAAAUGCUGGAGAUGAAGUUACCAUCACUGUUCAGUACCUCAGGGAAGCUCCUUCCUUCCUGAAGCUCCCACUAGGCUCACCAGGCCCAUCCAGUGAUCACAGCAGUGGAACAUCCUCUCCCCUAUUUGACAGUGGUCUACACUUAAACGGAACCUCUACAAAUACGGCCCCAUCAUCACCUUCUUCACCUUCUGCUAAUGAACCAAAAUAUGAGAAGCGCUGGUUCGAUGCCUUAUCGGUCCCUUUGUCAAUGGCUCGAGUCUCAAGAUACCGAACUGGAACAGAUCAAUUAAGGUGUUCUAAGGGGAAAUGUAGGGCCAGAGAGAUGGCAUCUGCCGUUGACCUGUUGCUCAGGCCUAACACUUUUGAAGUUGUGGCAUUGGAUGGAGUAAGCUCUGGGAUCUUCCAAUUCUACACUGCUCAAGAGAGUGCCGACUGGUUGCGAGCAAUAUCAACCAACAUCAAUGAUCUUGCCCUGCAAAAUAUGAAAAUGGCGAAUAAAUGCUGUUCCCCAAAUGACCAGAUAAUUCACAUGGGGUGGGUGAGUGAGAGGCUACUGGGAUCUGAUUCCAAUCAGCUUUACAAGUACAAGUUUCUGGGACUGAAAGGUUCAUCGCUUCACAUUUUCAAUACUCCACCGGUCAGCAUUCGGGACUGGCUAUGGGCUGAAAAGAUUUACAACCUCUGCGAGAUCCUUUGUAAAGUUCAUAAGAAUAUUUUACAGCUCUGGCUUGAUGAUGAAUGCUGGCUGCAAGCAAACUUAUAUUUAGGUCUUCAUCAGGACUUUGAGCUUCAAAACCUGAGGCCGUAUGGUUUCAGUAUCCUGGCUGGCCAAGGCGAGAACCAUUAUUUCUGUGUAGAGACGGGGAGUGAGCUUGCAGUGUGGGAGAAAACCUUCCAGAGAGCAGUUUUCAUGGAUGUGCAGAGAACAGGGUCAAAGACAUACGAGUGCACUUGGCAAGGACAAGCACUUUUCUUCACAAUAGACUUUACUUCUGGAUUUACGUGUGUUGAUAAUGACACAAAGAACAUUAUAUGGAGAUUCAAGUUUUCACAGCUCAAAGGCUCUUCUGAUGAUGGAAAAACAUGUGUGAAAUUGCUGUUUCAGAACACAGAUACAAGGCAGAUUGACAUGAAGGAAUUGGAAUUUGCUGAUCUGACUGCAGUUUUGCACUGUAUACACUCAUUCAUAGCAGCUAAAGUGGCAGCAGUGGAUCCCCUGUUUGUGGACAGCCAGAGUGUUGCACGGAAGUACAUGUACAGCAGUUGAGGAUAGGAUUUCAGCCACUGGAUAUAUAUCAUAAAGUAAUCACUUUAUGACCAUAUUAUGACCACUUUGAGCACCUAAUGGGAAUGGAGCCCAGACAGGUCAGAGACGAUCUGCACUCUGGCAAGAGGUAGUGUCAAACGGGUGAUGUGAUUUCGGCUGCAAUUUACACAUCUUUCUUGAUAUUCAUUUCUGUUUAAUGCAAAUGGAACUGAUAACAUCCAUUUUACACUUCAACCAAAGUCAGCUUUGUUCUUGUUUUGUUGUUGACAAUGAAGGGUUAAAUCAUCUUAAUUUAUAAUGGAAGUCAGUUACAUUGUUAGUAUUUGCAGCAUUGUUUAAUAGUUAUUCUUGCUUUUUCAUCCUCCUGAUACCAGUUUACAAAAAUGGAAAUCGAAACUCCAAAACCUCAUUGCACAAUUCAAAUUCAUACUAACAAAUACUCUAAUGUUGUUUGUGUUCACUUCCUUUCAUAAAAUAACUGUAUUUUGAUGUUUUUUUUUUCUUUCAUAUGCAUGUUGAGUGUUCAUUCUCUGAUUUUGAGUGCUGGUGAAUUUAAACUCAUUGGAUUAGACACGAUUCUUACAUUUACAGUUACCAUAACAAUGUAUUGUUGAACUGCUAUAAUUUGGAAUUCCUCAUCAAAACUGUUACAAAAAUGACUUUUCAUUUGAACAACAGCAACUUAUUUUGUGCAGAAAAAAUACCAUUUUGUAAACAAUGGUAAAAUUCCUAUUUUGAGUUAUAAGCUAGUACUCUUAUUUCUUACCAAAUG
Mobula hypostoma (lesser devil ray) is the source of this 2566-nucleotide messenger RNA. It is a transcript of the gene sntg2, whose product is annotated as syntrophin, gamma 2. Gene Ontology annotation, cellular component: dystrophin-associated glycoprotein complex; intracellular anatomical structure. The coding region runs from base 1 to 1794 and encodes 597 amino acids. Gene Ontology annotation, molecular function: structural molecule activity; protein binding. NCBI's taxonomy places the organism in Eukaryota, Metazoa, Chordata, Chondrichthyes, Myliobatiformes, Myliobatidae. The record is from RefSeq and is a predicted model, not a curated record. The transcript is spliced from 19 exons.